This is a messenger RNA of Phacochoerus africanus (Common warthog), 1020 nucleotides long. RefSeq names its product small integral membrane protein 20 (gene SMIM20). The record is from RefSeq and is a predicted model, not a curated record. The coding region runs from base 89 to 379 and encodes 96 amino acids. Lineage: Eukaryota; Metazoa; Chordata; Mammalia; Artiodactyla; Suidae. The transcript is spliced from 4 exons. Gene Ontology annotation, biological process: mitochondrial respiratory chain complex IV assembly. Gene Ontology annotation, cellular component: mitochondrial inner membrane.
CCCAGCCGGGUCACGACCCAGCGGGCAGGAGCCAGGACUCCGAGAGCUCGGUGUCCUCAGCGGGUCAGCGAAGGCCCGGUUCAGAGCCAUGUCCACGAAUCUGCGCACCGCGCUCAUUUUUGGUGGCUUCAUCACCCUGAUCGGCGCCGCCUUCUACCCCAUCUACUUCCGGCCCCUAAUGCGGCUGGAGGAGUACCCAAAAUGGAAACCUGCUGUCAACCUCAUCAAGAUGUACUUGCUGAAUCCUGAGGGGCCCGUUUGUUUUCCCUGCAGCAUAUUCACAAAGAAGGAACAGGCCAUAAACCGGGCUGGUGUUGUUCAGGAAGACGUGCAGCCACCAGGGUUAAAAGUGUGGUCGGAUCCAUUUGGCAGGAAGUGAGAGGGCUGUCCCCCCCCUCUGAUGAGGAAGGCGGACCGCGUCCCUCCGAGUCUUCAGGCUUUCAGUUCUGCAGCAGGUGCCCCGAGGAACUCACAUGGCCAGCAAAUGACAGUCGGAGAAGAAAACUCCUUAAGGCCCUAGAGAAGAGUGCUGGGCAGCAGCUUUAAUUCCCUCCUUAAUUGAACCCUGGGACAAAUGGCACCAUUAGGAAGGUCUGUGUGAUUUUUGAUUCGAAGAAUGAAGCUCUCAGCCAGCUGUGUUGGGAGGCUGUCUGCUGACUGUUCCGUCUCUACGUCUGGGCCAGCCGAGCUGUGAUAGGAAUACAAGCAACCAGGAGGCUUUGGGAAGAGCCUCGUCUCUUUCAUCAUCUUCCCAGGGAGACAUUUCAGUGCAAAACCACCACGGCAAGCAGCCUCGUAGGGCUCUUUGCACAGGUUCAAGUUGAUACAACUCUUUGACAACAAGGCACACUGUACUCUUUUGAAAUAAAUAGUUCGGCUCUACUCUGUCCUAGGGAUGCAUGUUGGAAAAUGAAUACAUAUGAGGCCAGUCAAAUUACAUGGGUACGCAUGCAUAGUUGAAAUCACUGUUGAAUUAACAGACGUGAAAAUGUGUUAUUAAAAUGAUUUCUUUUUACCUCA